Molecule: messenger RNA, 525 nt
Organism: Monoraphidium neglectum
Lineage: Eukaryota; Viridiplantae; Chlorophyta; Chlorophyceae; Sphaeropleales; Selenastraceae
Exons: 1
Coding region: 1-525 (174 amino acids)
Source: RefSeq, a predicted model, not a curated record
AUGGCGAACCUCAAGAAGGAGGCUGUGGAUGCACGGCUGCUGCUCCACAUCGAGGCUGGCGAGGACACCACCGACGGCAGGCCCUCGUUCGAUGAGUCAAUCCAGAACAAGCACCUCGCUAGCGUGCUGCUCGCUACGCCAGUUCCGGCUCCGCAGCAGCAGGGGCUGCGAGGCCUGUACGACCGCCCGAGUGAAGAUGGGGAGGGCGCCGACGAGACGUUUUUCCGGGCCUUCCAGCUGAACUCCGACCUCUUUGGCAGCGGCCAGGUGUUCAACAUGUUCCAGUCAUACCUGGUGUGGGCUCCCAGUGUCGUUCUGCUACUACUGCUGCUGUCAAUUGGGAGCCCAGUCGCGACUGGCGCGUGGGCGUGUGCCGACCCGGCAGAUGAGGGCUGCCAGGCGGCGCUGGCCGGGGCGGACGGGACGGGCGCUGGGCUGUGUGGCCUGCAGCGCCACCAGUGGCAGUGGGCGCAGCCCAGCACGUCGCUCGUGACCAAGUUUGACCUCGUUUGCGACGGUGGGUAG